This is a messenger RNA of Girardinichthys multiradiatus, 761 nucleotides long. RefSeq names its product ring finger protein 7 (gene rnf7). The record is from RefSeq and is a predicted model, not a curated record. Gene Ontology annotation, molecular function: zinc ion binding; ubiquitin protein ligase activity; cullin family protein binding. NCBI's taxonomy places the organism in Eukaryota, Metazoa, Chordata, Actinopteri, Cyprinodontiformes, Goodeidae. The coding region runs from base 88 to 420 and encodes 110 amino acids. The transcript is spliced from 3 exons. Gene Ontology annotation, biological process: ubiquitin-dependent protein catabolic process; protein ubiquitination. Gene Ontology annotation, cellular component: nucleus; Cul5-RING ubiquitin ligase complex.
UAACACAGUUAACAUUAGCGCAGCUGUGACAGUCCUUCCAUUUUGUAUAGCUAAGCUAACGCUAGCUUGUACCGUUUUGCGGCAGAUAUGGAUGACGGUGACGAGCCGGGUUUAGUCCUGUCGCACAGCACCUCUUCGGGCUCUAAGUCGGGUGGAGACAAGAUGUUUUCCCUUAAGAAGUGGAAUGCGGUAGCCAUGUGGAGCUGGGACGUUGAGUGCGAUACUUGUGCCAUUUGUCGGGUACAAGUGAUGGACGCUUGCCUUCGAUGCCAGGCUGAGAAUAAACAAGAGGACUGUGUUGUUGUAUGGGGAGAGUGCAACCACUCCUUCCAUAACUGCUGCAUGUCACUUUGGGUGAAACAGAACAACCGCUGUCCCCUCUGCCAGCAGGACUGGGUGGUUCAGAGAAUUGGCAAAUAAGCACAGCUUCCAGGUGGAUUGUGCGCGAAUGCACCAGAGAAUGGUGGCAGACUUCUCAGUGAUCCUGCAGUAUGUCCUCUACUGUCCUAACCUCUACAAGUGCAUGUUUCCAUAAUACCUGGUAUCAAAGGAGGACAAUGGACACAGUUAGAGCUGCACAGAUUUUGUGGCUGAAGGGGUCACGAACGGACGAAUAAAGUGCAUUGGACCGUCAUGUUUGCUUUACAAAAUUUCUGUUGUGGUGUUUGGCAUAUCUUGAAAAUGUGAGUUUCUUUUUUAACAUAAAGAAUUAUGAAUAGCUGUGAUUCAGACACUCAAAAUAAAAUUCCUAUCAAAAAGUG